Messenger RNA from Folsomia candida, 2661 nucleotides. RefSeq lists its product as uncharacterized. Lineage: Eukaryota; Metazoa; Arthropoda; Collembola; Entomobryomorpha; Isotomidae. The transcript is spliced from 7 exons. The record is from RefSeq and is a predicted model, not a curated record. The coding region runs from base 1411 to 2355 and encodes 314 amino acids.
UGUAUCAUCUCACUCCCAUAUACGCAUAUACCACCGAAUAUUUGCUUACAUUUGGUCCACACGACCAGGGUAUAUGUAUUAUCUAACAAAGCUACAUGGCUCAUCGUGUGCAUUUGGUCAUCUGUUUUUUCAUGAGCACGGCACAAUACAAUUGAGUCUCGCAAUAUUAUUUGUAACUCUGAUCAUUAUGUAAAUAUAUUUCUAUCGCAAUUAUUUCAUUUCAAUUUAUCCUAUACUUCUAAAACAUACUAAAUUGUGAUCAUUACUCAUGGCCGAAUCAAAUUCAUCACCCCGUGUGGCAGAUAAGGCUUCAUGGGGUAAUAUCAAGAGUUUUGCACCAGGUAAAAGUGUUGUACUUUCCACACCUUUGAAUUUGAGCUUGACCGAGGAGGAAGUGAAAGUUGCUGUGAGAGGAUUCAUCCCAAAAGAGAUGGAGGACAAAUGGUUCAUAUAUUUCGAUCCAGACGAUGACACCUUCAACUUUCACCGGAGUUGGACUGGUUGAGAUGAACUGCGACCCCGAAGAGUAUCGCAAGAGUGAUAGUUCGGAUGAGGAAGAAUUUGACAUGUUGACAGGAUUGAUCGGAUUCUUGCUUAAGCCAAGUCCGAAUUUCGUGUUUAAAGAAUGGCUGGCCGCCGCUAGGAAAAUGCCGGCUACAAAGUAGACGUAAGCAUAUGUAUGUACAUAUGUCGAAGAACGAGGAUGUUCAUUACGAGUUCGCAUAGUUAUCAAGGUUCGCAAAAAAAUCGCAAGUUCGCAAAAAAUUUGGCUUGAAGAUUCACUUGCGAACUUGCGGAUCUGAUUUUAUAAAAUUAUAUUGCGAUGCGAACAUGUGAACUCGUGAUGAAUACCCUCAAUAUUUACUAAUUUCGGGUUUAAAAUAAAGUUAAGUUAUACGUAAAAUUUUGCUUUUCAUAAAACUGAAUCACGUCAUAAAUAUAAAUCGUGAAACCUUAUACACACAAAUAAAUACAAAUCCAUUUUUAAAAUUUCAACCUGACAAUUUCAACUUCGUUUUUAUUAUAAAUUCAGGUAAAGAUGCAUCAUACUUAAGUGUAUACGAUAAAUGCUUUGUAAAAAUGAAAUUCAUUACUCAGAAGUGCUGCUUUAAAAAUAGUUUUCUAUGAUGAAUAAUAAACAAUAAAUUAAUAUGAACGAAUUAAUAUGCAUGUACAUAUUUAUAAAUAUAUUUAACAAUAAUACUCACGCAUCAUUUAUGAAUCAUUUGUGCACCGAUAAUCAAGUGACGAUACGUCUCGCGAUUUUUUAUUAUGCAUCACAUAAUUACUUUUAUCUACACAUGUGAAUGAAACACAAAUCAAUUAUUUAAUUCCAUUGUGAUCAAAUGAGCGGAUGCAUCGCAGAUAACAGAUUAGGGGGAUGGAUGGCUAAACUAAAGAGGGGAGGUUAUGUCCUUCCAACAUUCAAUAUCAUUUAUUCCACAUGGGAAAGCGCAAGUAAAAAUAAAUACGUUAAAAAGGGUUUACACAAAAGUUACUUAUCGGCCCAAAAAUAAUAGUGCAAGAAUCAAGAUAUUCAUAAUGACAGAGCCUGAACUUCACCCUGCUGUUGAUACCAGCAUAAUUAAAGUAGAUGGCCCAAAGAUGGACAAACCCCUCCUAGAAAACUACCUAUUGCGGAACGAAAUACUAAAAUUACAAAUGCGGAAUAGAGACUUACAACGUAGCGUGUUUCUACUACGUCAAGAAAAGCAUGGGGGAAAGAACGUCAAACUGCUAAAAGAUGAAAUCACGGAAUUAACCAAGCGUCUUCAAAUGUCCGAAAUCGAAACAACGCGUCAGGAAAGUCUUAAUCGCGACUUAACCAGUAAAGUUAAGGGAUUGUCGGAGCAGACAAAAGUUAACAAUAAAAUGAUGAAUACUCUGCAACAACAAAAUAAAACACUUCACAAAGAAAAUGACAUAAUCUCGGAUAAAUUACGCAACAUCCCUUCUGAAGCCGAGGUCAAGGAAUUACGGACGUUGAGGCAAACUCAUGUCCGAGAUAAGCAGGAAAUGCAAAACAAAAUUAAGAAAACUGAAGUAGCCAUGUUAGAAUUGGGCGCACAAAUCCAACAAUUACAGCUGGAAUUGGCGCGACAGAAGGAUGAAUUCACAAAUGCACUCGAAAAAGAAGAGAAUAUGACGAAACAAAUGGUAGAAAAGUUGAUACGGCAAGAGCAUGAUCGAGCCCAUACUGAAGAAGAAAUUGAUGUUUUAACAACGACAAAAUUGCAAUUACUCCAAAUGCUACACGAUGCAAUGGUCGAUGCCAAGGAUCCAAAUUCUACAGGGUUUGCAGACAAGCUGGAAGCCAUGGUAAAUAAAUUAGGGUGGGCAAAUAACAAUAAAUGACUGAUUAUUGUACUCAAAAACGCAUACGACAAAUAAACUUAAAAAUAUAUUUUAAAAAAUAAAUAAAAAUAAAUAAAAAUAAAUUUUAUUGAACAACUCAAAAUAAUUUCUAUAGGUUAAAUUAAUAUUCUGAAAUUUAGUAAAUCAUAUAAUUUAGAUAAAAUUUAAAAUUUCAUAAAAGAUAUAGAAAUUGUACACCACAACGAACCUGCCUGCCUUUGGAGAUAAUUCUACUAUAGAGUUACCGGGUAGGAGGAGGCAUCCUACAUAUUUAAUUAUAAUCACCCAAGUGAUGAAACAUAAUCU